UGCUAGCCUACCAUUCUCAAUCAUCUGCAGGACUUUGAUCGGUGUUGUUCCUGGAUGCAGUGUUUGUCUGUGAUAGUGCAGGAGAGUUUACUUUUCUGGUUAGAAGCGCUUUUUUAACUGUGAGACUUGCCUGUUGGUAUUAGGUACUGCUGGCCCUGCAGCCCAAUGAUGGCAAGGUGCUGUUAUCUUGUGCUAGUGGCUGCUGUGUGCCUGGGUGUCAUCAUCCCAGUCUGGUCCAGAGGUGGCAGGCGCUUUCGCAACACAUACGGAGAGGAGCACUUCAAACGACAGGAGUUCAUUGAGUUGCCGUCCGAGACACCGUUUUACUCUUGGUCGAAGGGAGAGGCUUCAAAGUCUUAUUUGACCAAUGCCUCCAUUGUAUUCCAAGAUGAGUUCACGGAGUUUGACUUGGAAGUCUGGCAACCGGAGAUCACCUUGUCUGGUGGUGGGAACUGGCAAUUUGACUGGGCCUACAACAAUCGCUCAAACACCUAUGUGAGAGAUGGAGUUCUCUACCUGAAGCCAACAUUCACAUCAGAUUACAUUGGAGAGGCCGCGGUGGAGUCGGGCUUUGACCUGGACGUCUGGGGUGGCUCACCGGCCGACUAUUGUACAGGAAACGAGUUCUACGGGUGCGAGCGUACAAGUGGUGCUGGUGGUAACUUUCUCAACCCAAUUCAAUCAAUGGCUUUGCGAACUGUCCACUCAUUCAAUUUCAAAUAUGGACGCAUGGAGAUCCGUGCCAAGCUUCCCAAGGGGGAUUGGAUCUGGCCGGCCAUCUGGCUGCUGCCCACCUCCAAUCAGUACGGUGGCUGGCCUGCCAGUGGCGAGAUUGACAUCAUGGAGUCGCGCGGCAAUCCGGCCAGCUAUGCGGCGGGUGGUGUGAACACGUUUGGCUCCACUCUCCACUUUGGACCUCACUGGCCAGCGGAUGCUUACUUAAAGGCCCACGCCGAGGCCAAGGCACCAGCAGGACACGACUUCAGCGAGGACUUUCACGUGUUUGGUCUGAUUUGGAACGAGACGUACCUUGGCACGUACUUGGAUCACCCAAGUCAGCCCAUUCUGGAGCUGCCGAUCAAGGAGUCAUUUUGGUCCCUUGGUGGCUAUGACAAGAGCAAGUUUGACAAUCCGUGGGCUGGCCGUGGGAAGAACGCACCGUUCGACCAGAAGUUCUAUUUGAUUUUCGACAUGGCUUGUGGCGGCACAAACGGAUAUUUCCCGGACGGGCAGGGUGGCAAGCCGUGGACAGAUAAAAGUGAGCAUGCUGUCAAUGAGUUCUGGGGCGGCCGAUCCGCAUGGCAAUCAACCUGGAAGGGAGAGGAUGUUGCCAUGCAGAUAGACUAUGUUCGUGUCUAUGAUCGCUGAGCCGCUCGGAAUGGAAAGCCCCAUGGCGUUGUGCCGGACACGGCUAUUUCUGCCAAACCUUUGACUGCAGUUUUGAAAUGGUUUAUUUUCUCUUUCCCCGCAUCAUCCCAACGUUGUGUUGCUCUAUGCUGAUCUCAAAUCAGUGCUGUUGGUGCUAUUCAUAAUUGGAUCUUAUCUUUCACCGUAUUCUGGAAGUACUUUGACCUUA
Messenger RNA from Sycon ciliatum, 1576 nucleotides. Its product is annotated as beta-1,3-glucan-binding protein-like. Gene Ontology annotation, molecular function: hydrolase activity, hydrolyzing O-glycosyl compounds. Gene Ontology annotation, biological process: carbohydrate metabolic process. The transcript has 12 exons. NCBI's taxonomy places the organism in Eukaryota, Metazoa, Porifera, Calcarea, Leucosolenida, Sycettidae. The record is from RefSeq and is a predicted model, not a curated record. Bases 166 to 1368 code for a protein of 400 amino acids.